This is a messenger RNA of Linnemannia hyalina, 867 nucleotides long. The record is from the annotation of a GenBank genome assembly. NCBI's taxonomy places the organism in Eukaryota, Fungi, Mortierellomycota, Mortierellomycetes, Mortierellales, Mortierellaceae.
AUGCCACCAACGACCAUGAACAAGAUCCUCCUAUCCCUCCCCCCACCAGUCCUUCAACAAUCCGCAAACCUAAUCUCUUUCUACUUCCAACACGUCCGACCACUGAUCCCCAUCGUACGCAAAUAUAUCCGUCGAUUGAUCCUCUUGACCCUGUUGACCAACUUCAAGUCCUUGCCGGGUGUGUUCCAUGCAAAGAUGGGUCUUCGAAUUGCAUUGGUCCAGUUGUAUUCGAUCCGGUAUGGACGGGCGUUCAGGAUCAAGCCGACAGAGACUAGUGUUGUGAGGGAGAGGGUUUGGUUUGAUGAUCUGGAUCUCAACUUUCACUUUUCCAACAGCUCGUACGGAAAGAACUGCGACUUUGGUCGAGUCAAAUACGUCACUUCACUCCUCGGUCCCUCCGCCCUCCCUUACCAUCCCUUCCAAAAGAUGACUUUUGCCCUCGGCGGGAACCAAAUGUGGUUCAAGAAAGAAAUUAGACUCUUCCAGACCUACGAGAUCCGUACCCGCCUCUUGUCCUGGAACCAGAAAUGGUUCAUUAUCGAGCACAGGAUGUAUACCCCCUGCAAGGGCAAGACCCAGACGCUGUGUGCCAUUGGGUUGAGCAAGUUUGUGUUGAAAUUUUCGGGUGGUACUUGGAAGGGUAAGACGGUUCCGUUUUUGGAUGCGCUGGAGAUGGUGGGGCAUGAUGUUAGGCAGCUGAGGGUGCUUGAGGCCAAGGCGAAGGAGAAUGGGGAGGAGGACGGAAAUGUAGUGCUGUGGCCGAGGGAGGAGUUGAGGUUUGAGGGGUAUGAUGGGUGGACUGAUAGGGGUGCUGCCGUAGGGAAUACGCUUGAUUUGUGCGAGCAAUUGUUGUUGAAGCAGAACUGA